Messenger RNA from Diuraphis noxia (Russian wheat aphid), 2271 nucleotides. It is a transcript of the gene IntS2, whose product is annotated as integrator complex subunit 2. The record is from RefSeq and is a predicted model, not a curated record. Gene Ontology annotation, biological process: snRNA 3'-end processing. Lineage: Eukaryota; Metazoa; Arthropoda; Insecta; Hemiptera; Aphididae. Gene Ontology annotation, cellular component: integrator complex.
AUGCCUAAAGAUAUAAGAUCAUAUUUUGCAAAAACUGAYGGAAGCAAUGAUAAAAAAAAMUUAAAUAAUACAAUAUCAUCAAGUCAAAAAGGAAAAUCAUCAAAAAAACGGCAUGUACUAUCAAGUGAUGAUGAAGACGAUGUAGUUCCUCCUACACCAGUUGGUAAAUCGAAACAAAAAUUAUCUGAAAAACGAAAACUCAUUAGUCCAGCUGAUGUUUUUGGUUCAGAACCAGUUGUAGCUUCUAGAAGUGUUAAUAUACCUGUCACGCCUAAUUUAAAUGCCAACAUGUCGGGAUUUUUACCAAUUCACUGUGUUUUACAGUUACUUAAAAGCCAAGCUUUUACUAAACAUCGUGUUAACAUUAAAACAUGGAUAUACAACCAAAUUUGUGCAAGUGUUUCACCAUUACAUCCAUUAUUACCUUCAUUAAUUGAAGCUUAUGUUACUUCUAUAUUAGUGGUACCCAAUAAAGCUACUCAAGAAUUAGCUGUUAAUCAACCGAUUACAGAAGAAGAAAUUUUAAAAGUUUUUGGUAAUAAAGUAUUAGACCAAACUGAUAAUGAAUCUUUUACAGCYCAUCUUCUAUUGCUGUAUUAUUUACUCUUAUAYGAAGAAAAUAGUAUGUCUUUGGCUUCUCAGCCCAAUAGAUUACAGUUAGUUGGAUUAGUCAGGUACAAAACUGAAUUCUUGGCUGAYAUCCCUAUUCGAUAUAUAGUCCAACAAGCAGAAAAAGAGCAUCCAUAUUCUAGUUUGUUUUCUACUUUGUUAAGACUUUUGGCUACACAUUUUCCUCAUUUAUCUCUAGUCGAUGACUGGAUGGAAGAUACAACAUCAGAAAGUCAAUUUGUAUUACAACAUAAAGCUAAAAAUAUUACUACAGAACUGAUAGAAAAUGGUUUAAGUGUGAUGGUUGAACGUCCAGAACGAGCUGGAAUCGUAUUGAAAAGAUUGUAUGCAGAACGUCCUAUUAAAAUUUGGCCAUUUGCACCUACCAUAUUAAAAUUCUUACCAAACACAUUAGAUUCUAACGUUUCAAGAUAUAUUCAAGAACUAUAUAAAAAAGUGUGGUUAAGACUUAAUACAGUCUUGCCUCGCAGUUUGUGGGCACUUACUAUUAAGGCUUUACAACAUAACAAUGGAGCAAGUGCAUUGAAAGAAGAAAAUUUAAUUCAGGACCCUUUACAAGUUUUGCAAUGUGAUGCCAGAGUUUAUAGGUGUCCAACAGUUUUAAGUAUUGUAAUUAGAGUGUUGCAAUCAUCAUUAGCAGCUUCAAGAAGUCAUUUAUCUCGCCUAGUAAAUCAAAAAUUAUUUGUGACUGGACAACUAACUCAAACUAAUAAUCGUGAAGAAUAUAAAAAUGUGUUGACAGCUGCACAAGAUAGUGCUGCAGUACAACUUUUAUUAGAAGCUUGUUUGGAAACUGAAGAUGAUCGAAAAUCAUUUUCUAACAUGAUGACAUUAAGAGAAGUACGAGGUGUUGUUUGUUCAUUUUUACAUCAAAUGUUUAUUGCUGAUCCUCCACUCGCAAAAUUAGUUCAUUUCCAGGGAUAUCCUAGAGAAUUACUUCCAGUUACCUGUCUAGGAAUUCCUUCCAUGCACAUUUGUUUAGAUUUUAUUGCGGAACUUCUUAGUCAACCAGAUUUCCAGAAACAGAUAUUUUCGAUUGAUCUAAUUUCAAAUAUUUCCCAACAGUAUCCAUUACCAAAAUCGUUAAGCUUAGCACGUCUAGCUAUUAACACAAUGUACACAUUUCUGUCUGUAUUAACUCAAGAAGAUCGCCGAGAACUCUAUAUGCCUACACUUCCUGCAUUAGUCAGAAUAUGUCAGGUAUUUCCCACCCUUAGUGAAGACUGCAUAACAUUUUUAAAUCAACUGGGUCGCAUGUGUGUGUCAGUUACAUCUGUACGUUCGGAUAUAUUUUUACUUCCUGCUGCUGCCCAAAGAAGUGAAGAAAUGGAGGGACCAAAACUUAGAAUGCGACGAGUUCCUAAACCAGAUAUCUUUGAUGAACGUACAGAUAUUGCUGUGGCUAAUAAAUUAUUUGCUCAACAGGUUGAACUAACUGUUAAAGAAAUAUUACAGAAUUGUUUGGAAAAUAAUGCAAGUGCUUGACCAUUUUUAUUAAUGUUUUCAUAACAAUAUUAAUAAAUAGCUAAUAAAAAAUAUAUAAUCCAAAUAAAAUUGAUGUAUUAAAAAUAGGUAAUAUAUGAUGUAAAUCACCAGAUCUUACCACAUUAGAAUAUGUAUAUUGUUUUAAAAACUGAGUAU